AAUCAGAAGUUCAGAACUCAUUAUUAUUAUCAUCAUAUUGCUAAAGCUUAUUCUAAGAAUAAAACAUCUAUAAGUUCCUCCGUGAUUUCGUCCCCUCUAUUUUUUUGUUAUUUUAUUAUCCAUCUAUCCAUAUGGCUGCUACUUCUGCUGCAGAAAACAGAACACUUGAGGGAGUUGGAGGUGGUGCCGAAGAGAAACCAAUUCCACUUCAUGAGAAUGUUAUGCAAAAGCACGCUGCAUUCUUUGACACCAAUCAUGAUGGUGUUAUUUAUCCAUGGGAAACUUAUAAAGGGUUGCGAGAAAUUGGAGUUGGGAUAUUACUGUCAAUUGGCGGUUCUCUUUUUAUCAAUGUGUCUCUCAGUGGCAGCACUCGCCCAGGGAAAUUUCCAUCUCCACUUUUACCAAUUGAAGUGAAGAACAUACAACUCGGCAAACAUGGAAGUGACACCGGUGUCUAUGAUACCGAAGGAAGGUUUGUUCCUUCAAAAUUUGAAGAAAUUUUCAUUAAGCAUGCACAUACACAUCCAAAUGCUUUGACAUAUGAUGAGUUGAAGGAGAUGAUAAAGGCCAAUAGACAGCCAAAAGAUUUGAAAGGAAGGAUUGGAAGUUUUGUUGAAUGGCACCUCUUGUACAAGAUUGGUAAAGACAAGGACGGACUCCUACAAAAAGAAACUAUCAGAGGCGUUUAUGAUGGUAGCGUCUUUGAAAUACUGAAAAAGGAGCACUCGUCGGACAAAAAGAACUGAUUAAUCAAAAUCCAUUUGAUAUAAUCAUUAAUAAUGAUAAUUUAUUUCUUUGGAUAAAAAUGCACAUGUUGUAUAAGGUACAAAGAUUGAUAUUUUAAGAAUUGAUGCUUAUAAUGAAAUAAAAUGUUUAGUAUUCCUUUAUA
This is a messenger RNA of Arachis ipaensis, 889 nucleotides long. RefSeq names its product putative peroxygenase 5. Gene Ontology annotation, molecular function: calcium ion binding; monooxygenase activity. NCBI's taxonomy places the organism in Eukaryota, Viridiplantae, Streptophyta, Magnoliopsida, Fabales, Fabaceae. The record is from RefSeq and is a predicted model, not a curated record.